GGAUCAAAAUUCCCUCUCCCCCAAUCCCAGACAAAAUCCCAAAAAUCCUCUCUUUUCCUCUCAAACACUCCCGCUCAUAAAUUCCAAUUCCCUCUCCACUCAGAUCCACACAGCUUCUUCUGCUAUGAACUUUCUCUUUGUUAGAAAUUAGUUUUCUUUCUUUCUUAAUCUUCCAAAAUGUAUGGAAAAGCAAUUAUCUCACUAGCAUUCAUAAUCCUUCUCUUAAUCUCUUUCUCCCUCUUCAUCGGCACUGUUGAUAUCAGAUCAUACUUUUUUGCAUCACCAGAUGGAGCCCACAACUUACCCUGUACGCCCACCCACACGCAAUCCUCUCCUUCUGUUCCUCUCAAAGUGUACAUGUAUGAUCUUCCACGUCGAUUCAACAUCGGAAUGAUGCAGUGGAAGAAGGGGGGUGGAGAUGACACGCCGGUGAGGACAGCGGAGGAGUUGCCUCGGUGGCCGGUGAAUGCGGGGGUGAGGAAGCAACAUAGUGUGGAGUAUUGGUUAAUGGCUUCGCUUUUGGGAAGUGGUGGAGAGGGAGAGGAGAGGGAGGCUGUUAGGGUUUUGGAUCCUGAGAUUGCGGAAGCGUAUUUUGUGCCGUUUUUUAGUUCGUUGAGUUUUAAUAUUCAUGGACGUAACAUGACUGAUCCUGAAACAGAAAAGGAUCGGCAAUUGCAGGUUGAUUUGAUAGACUUUUUGCAAAAGUCGAAGUACUGGCAGAGGUCUGGAGGCAGAGACCAUGUGAUUCCAAUGACACAUCCAAAUGCUUUUAGAUUUCUCCGACAACUGGUGAAUGCAUCCAUUCUUAUUGUUGCAGAUUUUGGCCGCUACCCUAAAUCCUUGUCAACUCUAAGUAAAGAUGUUGUGUCGCCGUAUGUACACAAUGUCGAUUCCUUUAAAGAUGAUGACCUAUCGGACCCAUUUGAGUCUCGAAAGACACUUCUUUUCUUCAGGGGGAAUACAGUCAGGAAAGAUAAAGGAAAAGUCCGUGCCAAACUUGAAAAGAUAUUGGCUGGUUAUGAUGAUGUUCGGUAUGAACGAAGCUCGCCUACAGCUGAAGCAAUACAAGCGUCAACUCAAGGGAUGCGGUCAUCAAAGUUCUGCCUGCAUCCUGCAGGAGACACUCCUUCCUCUUGCCGGCUUUUCGAUGCUAUUGUUAGCCACUGUGUUCCUGUCAUUGUGAGCGAUCUAAUUGAGCUCCCUUAUGAAGAUGAAAUUGACUACAGCCAAUUCUCAAUUUUCUUCUCUAUAAACGAGGCUAUUCAGCCAGAUUACUUGGUUAAUCAGCUCCGGAAAUUUCCAAAGGACAGGUGGAUUAAAAUGUGGAGGCAGCUCAAGAAGAUCUCCCAUCACUUUGAAUUCCAAUACCCCCCAAUGAAGAAAGAUGCAGUCAACAUGCUAUGGAGGCAGGUUAAGCACAAGCUUCCAGGAGCCCAACUUGCUGUCCAUAGAAAUCACAGAUUGAAAGUCCCAGACUGGUGGCAGCGGAGAAGAUGAUUCUGUUCUGGAGGUUUCAUAAUGGACACUGUACAUUCAUGAUUUUUUUUACAUAAUACACAAUGAUAACCCAUUGAGGGAAUAAUCUGAGGUAGUUACAAUCACCAGCUGUCGUCUACCUUUAUACAGAAAUUACUAUAUGUUCACACUUACUCAUCAGCGUCAGAUCAAAGAAGAUUCUCUUUUGAAAAUGAGAUGUGCAGUGAUGCAUCAUUGCCUGUCUAAUAUUCUUUUGUUCAUUCCCAGCAGUUCAGUAGUGAGUUCUGAGAAAUAACUUUCAUAUGUAGACGUCCAGAAUUUAGCAAAGAACUAAUUCCACGCUGUUGUAUUUGUUUC
Molecule: messenger RNA, 1833 nt
Organism: Populus nigra (black poplar)
Lineage: Eukaryota; Viridiplantae; Streptophyta; Magnoliopsida; Malpighiales; Salicaceae
Product: probable arabinosyltransferase ARAD1
Exons: 4
Coding region: 178-1497 (439 amino acids)
Molecular function (GO): glycosyltransferase activity
Source: RefSeq, a predicted model, not a curated record